Molecule: messenger RNA, 949 nt
Organism: Hibiscus syriacus
Lineage: Eukaryota; Viridiplantae; Streptophyta; Magnoliopsida; Malvales; Malvaceae
Exons: 3
Coding region: 17-859 (280 amino acids)
Source: RefSeq, a predicted model, not a curated record
AUUUAUUCUCAACUCAAUGGCGACUCAGCUUCACCACUUUCUUCUGCUUCCAUCUCCACCUCUCACUUCACUACCUCUUCUCAACCUUAACAAAUCCUUAGCGAUUACCUCCACCACUAACAACAUACUACGCUGCAAUUCCACUGGUUUCCCUCGCACAGAUGGACGGUCCAGAUUCGAUCCUCAAAACUCCAACGACGAAGACGAUGAGGAUGAGUUCGAGUUCUCCAGCGGAGCGAAGCAGAGGAUAUGGUGGUCUGAUUUCGAUGAUUACGAUGAUGUCUGGGAAUUAGAUGAGGAUGAUGAAUUCUGGGUUUUUAAGGUAUUUAGAGCUUUUGGCUGGAUGUUACCAGCCAUUGCCAUAUCAUUGCUGCUUGGAACCGGACCAAAUGCUUUUAUCAUGGCAUUAGCUGUCCCUCUGGGGCAGUCAGCACUUUCACUUGUGUUUGACAAGGUUUCGGGAAGGACAAGUAAGAGUUGGAAAUCCACCCCCAGGCGUAGGACCAAGAAGAAACAAUUUACAAGGGCUGCUGCAAAUAACACAAGAACAAACAAAGGAAAACGAGAGUCGAAUAAGAAUGGUGAAGAGAAGACAAGUUAUAACUCGUGGUUGAAUUCAGAUGGUGGUUUACGUGAUAAGGGUGGUCAGAGAGUCCCAAAGUAUGGCGGAUGGGAUCAAUUGGAUGAUCAAGUGGAGACCCAAAAGAGGGGAACAAGUCAAAAGGGGAGUGGAGUACCGAAGCAACGAAAGGAGGGUAAAUUUAGUAGGAUAGGGAGAGUCAGAGACACACCGUUGCUGCUCAGGUUGUUGAUUGCCGUUUUUCCAUUCUUGGGAUCUUGGACUAGGUUCCUGUUUUGAUUUUUCUACUGCCAGUGCUCGUCCAUGCUGGACAUCAAAAGAAGCCAUUGCAAUGGUGCUAUCAACCAAGUGCCAGCUUGGUGCUGAAAG